Pyrenophora tritici-repentis Pt-1C-BFP is the source of this 768-nucleotide messenger RNA. NCBI's taxonomy places the organism in Eukaryota, Fungi, Ascomycota, Dothideomycetes, Pleosporales, Pleosporaceae. The record is from RefSeq and is a predicted model, not a curated record.
AUGCUCUCCACUCAGCCCUUACAAAGAUUGCCACGGACCGAUGACAAGAAGCAUAACAGCCAUCUUGCCCUUCUUACCGGCCCCACGAUUGAAAUCCGCGUCGGCACAGCAACCUCUAUACACAGUCCUGCCGACCUUUCAGUCAAUUGGUUCUUACCCAAGCGCUUGAUCUCGCACCACUCACCUUUCCUUGCAACUGCUUCUUAUCGAGACUUCAAGGAAUGUCGCGAGAACCUAAUCGAGCUCCCGGACGACAAACCCACUGUCUUUGCGCUUUUCGUUGAAUGGCUGUACUACGGAGAUUACACGACCGAACCACUGUCGGCGUCCUUUCGCACUAGAACCGAUAGCGUCAGUAUCGACGCCGAAUGUUGGGUCCUUGGCGAUAAGUUAUUAUGCACUGACUUCAAGAAUCAUGCUAUGAGGCGUCUUUAUGAACAACAUACAACCAAGAUCCUCGCCAGGUCUAUCUCGACGCACGAUGUGCAGUUCGUGUGUGACAACAACGCCAAAGCUUCGAAGCUUCGAGAGCUGUAUGUGGAUUUGACUGCUACAAACUUCGGGAGACAAGAUCGCGUUCAUGGAACCGUGGAGGAAUGGGACAAACUUCUUUUGAACCAAUCCGAUUUGAGGCGGCUACUGUUGCAGAGUCUGCGUUUGGAAGCUGCUGAGCGGAACUUUUUUUCAGUGUGUCCAUCGACCAAUCAGAAACUUAAGCACCGACGCGCGACACUGGCCAAUCACCUCAAGACAAACUGCUCACGUUGA